Messenger RNA from Scylla paramamosain (green mud crab), 1853 nucleotides. RefSeq lists its product as uncharacterized. NCBI's taxonomy places the organism in Eukaryota, Metazoa, Arthropoda, Malacostraca, Decapoda, Portunidae. The record is from RefSeq and is a predicted model, not a curated record. The coding region runs from base 137 to 1708 and encodes 523 amino acids. Gene Ontology annotation, cellular component: cytoplasm; intracellular membrane-bounded organelle; vesicle. Gene Ontology annotation, biological process: clathrin-dependent endocytosis; clathrin coat disassembly. Gene Ontology annotation, molecular function: clathrin binding. The transcript has a single exon.
CCUAGUUCUGCACUCAUUACAAUUGGUAGCAGAGCGUAGUUCUAUGCCCUUUUGGGGAAAUUGUUUCAAACUCCUGCUUGGUCCAGUGCUUUUGGCAAAAUCCACUUAAGUGUUAGUGUGGCACUACUCCUGCACAAUGGAGGAUUUGUUGUGUUUGGGUGAUGUUGAUGGCCAAGGUGUAGCUGGGGUUAAAGUUGAGUGUAAGGAGGAGAGCAGGGAGGUGGAAGUGACCCCAGAGGUAGUUGAUAACUUAAUCAGUACCAAUGCUCAGUUAUCUCAAGCAGUGGCACAACUGUGUAAUAAGUUUGACCAAAUGGGGCACAUGCAAAACAUGGUGUGGUCACGUCCUGUCCCCACUAUUGGAAAAUUCUCUGGAAGGGUACGGAGGGCCAGUGAGUUGGAUGACUGGAUAGAGGAUGCCACAGAGAAAAUAAAGCAGCUGGGAUUACAGGGCUCUGAGGGAGUGUCAUACCUGUGUGGGUUCUUGGAAGGCCCAGCCCGUCGAAGGGUCCGCAACAGUACUGUGAAGACUGUGUCUGACCUUUUUGAUUGUUUGAGGUCUGCUUUUGGACCAGAGCUGAAUUAUACAGACUUAGAAAAACAGCUGCAUGCUCGGGUUCAACAGCCGGGUGAAGGAGUGUGGGAAUUUGCUGAUUCUCUGGGUGUUAUUGUGGAUAAAAUGUACAAAGUGAGAGACAAGGGAGAUAAAGAACGGCAAUGGCUGCUAACUACAUGGUUCUGUAGGAAUUUGAGAGACAGAAAAGUAGGAGUGAAGUUGGGAAAAUGGUGGGAAAAGCACCAGCCUGUGAAGUGGGAGGACAUGGUUCAGCAGCAGCAGCAGCCACCGACACAGCCGUCCAAGCCAGCUGAUCCUUUUGCUGAGCUGGGUAACCUGGCUGGCAUGGGAGGCUGGGGAGGAUCCAAGCCCACCACACCCAAAGGAGGCACUCCUGCUGGUGGCACUCCCAUGGGGGGCAGCACCCCCGUCAUGGGCUCCCCCCAGCACCGGCCCCAAGCACCAGGGACCUGGCAGGGACACAUGCCAGGCACAAUGGGAGGCCAGGCUGGAGGCUGGCAGCAACAACAACAGCAACAACAACAACAACAACAAAAACAACAACCUCCAAGACCCCCCUACACACCACAGCCACAGCCACAGUUCCAGACCCCCACAGGCAAAACCCCCACUGGCACCCCCCACCACCAGAUGAAGUCUCCGUCACAGCCCAACUACGGCCGAGCCAACUUUGAUGCCGACAAGAAUUCUGGCGGUGCGGGCAAGGGCAGAGUGGGAGAGGAUGCCUUUGGUGACCUUCUUGGCUCUCAGGGCUUCAGCUUCAGUAGUGGGAAGGACACUGGCCCACGCACCAUGGCACAGAUGAAGAAGGUGGAGUUGGCCAAGAACAUGGACCCAGAAAAGCUCAAGGUAAUGGAAUGGACGGAAGGGAAGAAGAAGAACAUCCGGGCGCUGAUCUGCUCACUGCACACCAUCAUCUGGGACGGGUGUAAGUGGAAUGAGUGUGGCAUGCACCAGAUGGUCCAGCCCAACGAUGUCAAGAAGAUGUAUCGCAAGGCUUGUCUGGCUGUGCAUCCUGAUAAGUGUACGGGGACAGAACAUGAAUCUCUGGCCAAACUAAUCUUUAUGGAGCUUAAUGACGCAUAUUCUGAAUUUGAAAAUGACCCGAGCCAGCAGCAGAUAUUCAAGUGAGGAGGAGGAGGAGAAGGAAGAGGAGGUAAGACAGGUGAUCCAGAGAGAGUAGCUGUGAGGCUUUACCACUGUGCAUGUGUGGGCAGUGAUACAACCUUGCCUGGCACAUCCCUGGCUUGUACUCUGCCUGCCACCAUCACAGUGC